UUUUUUUUUUUCAUCGAAAUUGUUAAUGAAACAUUUCCUCCUAUUCUUGGCUGUAAGGUGUCAAGCAAUUAUUCACUGCUGAUGAUGCAGCAGAAUUUAUUUAUCUAAGCCAAAACUUUUUCAGGCAUUAACUUCUCAUUGAUUUUUAUGUGAAUUGCGAGCAUGUCUACAAUGGAGGUGGACGAGGAACCUGUUGUGGAAAAGUCUGAUGAGAUUCCUUCCCAGCAAAAUGAAAUGAAAGAUGAGAGUAACAGUGGCCGCAGUGUGAUGGCUGGAGGUAUUCCUGGCAGUGUGUCCGUCUCUUUACAUCCUCUGGUGCUGCUCAAUGUUUCUGAUCAUUGGACCAGACAGCGAGCUCAGCAGUCCCAGGCUAAAGAUGUUUCUCAAUGCUCACAAGUUUAUGGAGCCAUCAUUGGCAAGCAGACUGGUAGAGAGGUCGAGAUUAUGAACUCCUUUGAGCUACAGUAUGAAGUGGUUGAUGGCUUGGUGGUUUUAUCUAAAGAAUAUUAUAGUCUCAAAGAAGAACAAUACAAGCAGGUGUUCAGUGACAUGGACCUCUUAGGCUGGUACACCACAGGCGGCGAGGCCAACGAGAAAGACGUCAAUGUUCAUAAGCAGGUUUGUGAAUUAGUUGAGGGGCCGCUGCUCCUGAAGCUGGACCCUUCAGGAGCUCGUGCUGGGGAACUUGGCGUUAGUGUGUUCGAGAGCGUCGUGGUGGGGGCAGGUACGACGGACUUGAUGCUGGUGCAGCUCACCUACACCCUCGCCACAGAGGAGGCCGAACGCGUCGGUGUUGACCACGUCGCAAGGAUGGCAUCACAACAGAGUGGACAGCAGAGUAAUGUGUCGGAUAACUUGCACGCGCAGUGCUCAGCUGUGCGCAUGCUAUUAUCGCGCAUCCAAGUGGUGCUGUCGUAUGUGGAGGCUGUAGAACGUGGCGAGCUUCCACUCGACCAACAGCUCAUGCGACAGAUCCGUUCCCUCACACACCGUCUACCUCUUCUUGAUAAUGAGACUUUCAAUGAACACUUCUUCACGCAAAGUAACGACGUGGCCCUGCUGGCGUAUUUGGGAGCCAUCACGAAGUCGUGCAAUUCCUGCAACAGGUUCCUGAACCGUUUCAACCUCUUGCACGAACGCCUUUCUCUUGGCCGCAAGAUGCGGGGCUUGUUCUUCUAAUCUUAACAAGUAGUACAUAGAACUGUUCAUAGGUUUACCAAUAAAUGAGUAAUGAAAAGC
Messenger RNA from Hyalella azteca, 1239 nucleotides. RefSeq names its product COP9 signalosome complex subunit 6 (gene CSN6). Lineage: Eukaryota; Metazoa; Arthropoda; Malacostraca; Amphipoda; Hyalellidae. Gene Ontology annotation, molecular function: metallopeptidase activity; protein binding. Gene Ontology annotation, biological process: protein deneddylation. Gene Ontology annotation, cellular component: COP9 signalosome. The record is from RefSeq and is a predicted model, not a curated record. Bases 163 to 1179 code for a protein of 338 amino acids. The transcript has 7 exons.